AUAUUUGUGUUUCCUCUUCUGAUUUAUUUUAGAUGGAUUUUUAAAAAUAUUUCUUUUUAUAAUUAUUUAGUGUUGUGAUAUAUAUUGUUGUGAUUUGAACAUUUUAGUGAAUAAAUUGUGCUUUUUAAAAAAUUAGUAAUAUGCUCCGAUACGUUUUGGUUUUAGCAACAGUAAUCAUAGCAGUCUCAUGUCGACCAGAACCACCUAGUUCAUAUGCUGCACCACAAGGCCCUUCAGGUGGAUCUUAUCCAGCUCCUGCACCCCGACCACAAUAUGGACCACCUCAACAAGCACCUACCGUUCAUAAACACGUAUAUGUACAUGUGCCACCACCAGAUAAUGAAUAUCCAGCACCAAGAAGACCACUAGAAUAUCCACCAGCACAGAAACAUUACAAAAUCAUCUUCAUCAAGGCUCCAACUCCCCCAACUCCAACAGCACCAGUCAUUCCAGCCCAACCACAAGAUGAACAAAAGACACUUGUUUACGUAUUGGUUAAGAAACCAGAAGAAGCUCCAGAAAUUCAAUUACCUCAACCAGUUCCAACACAACCAAGUAAACCAGAAGUUUACUUCAUUCGAUACAAAACACAGAAAGAAGAAGGCGGAUAUCCAAAUAGUGUUGCACCAGCACCAUCAGGAGAUUAUGGAGCACCAGCAGGACCUGCACCAGCUGGUCCCCCAAGUAGUUCUUAUGGCGCCCCAUCGUUUUAAUUUUAAUUAUAACUAUUUUACUUCAUUCAGAUGGAUGAUCUCUCAUCUUCAACACAAAACAACGUACAUAUUAAUUUUAAUUAUAUGGUUUUUCUCCAAGAGUAAGGGAUAAAAGAUGACGUUGUGUUAUGGCACAAAUUAUUUCGAAUAUUCGAAAAUCAGCAUUGUUUGGUGACAUCAUCACGUG
This is a messenger RNA of Chrysoperla carnea, 900 nucleotides long. RefSeq names its product proline-rich extensin-like protein EPR1. The transcript has 4 exons. Bases 141 to 713 code for a protein of 190 amino acids. Lineage: Eukaryota; Metazoa; Arthropoda; Insecta; Neuroptera; Chrysopidae. The record is from RefSeq and is a predicted model, not a curated record.